CGAUAAUCGAUUGGGAUGAAGAUCAAGAGCUUGAAGGAGUUCUACCAAUUCAAGCCACAAGUUUUACCACUCCGCGACUUUACUCUCUCUAACGAUCUCUUACAGUAUAUCUUCCACACAAGGCCAGAUAAAUGUUCUUUCUACUCCUCGAUUUCUUGCGAUUCAGGGGACUUUCUCUUGUUCGACUGUGGAUACUCUGCCCCAAACAGUUUCCUCUCAAGAUGUACUGUGGUGCCCAUUGAGUCCCCAGAGGAACUUCUACAUCAAUUGAAAGAACUCCUCUCUGUCAAUUGCAGCCUCGACCUUACUCUUUCCACCCUUGUUGUGGAGAAUGUUUCAGAUUUCUACUUCUCAUUAAAAUUGAACCGGAACUUUGUCUUUUACACAGACUUGACAGAAAUACUACGAGACAUUUCUGUCAAGUAUAAGUGUAAUGUCAUUGUUACUUCUUGGGAUAAUCAUUAUGAGAGGGGUUACAAUUACCGGGCUAAGGACACGGACUCUGAGGUAGACUUGACUAAUGAGAGUAACAAGGGGACUCUCGAUAGCAUCACCUACCUUCCCAAGGUAUAUAUGGAUCUGUUUGAUCAUGUUCUCUACAAAGAUAAAAGAUAUUUGAGAGAUGAGAACAAAUGGGUCCUUAUACAUGAACCACUUACAUCUACAACAGGUUGCCACGGUUGA
Messenger RNA from [Candida] anglica, 684 nucleotides. The record is from the annotation of a GenBank genome assembly. Lineage: Eukaryota; Fungi; Ascomycota; Pichiomycetes; Serinales; Debaryomycetaceae.